Melanotaenia boesemani (Boeseman's rainbowfish) is the source of this 9130-nucleotide messenger RNA. Its product is annotated as calmodulin-binding transcription activator 1-like. Gene Ontology annotation, molecular function: double-stranded DNA binding; transcription coregulator activity; protein binding. Gene Ontology annotation, cellular component: nucleus. Bases 53 to 4837 code for a protein of 1594 amino acids. The transcript has 22 exons. NCBI's taxonomy places the organism in Eukaryota, Metazoa, Chordata, Actinopteri, Atheriniformes, Melanotaeniidae. Gene Ontology annotation, biological process: regulation of transcription by RNA polymerase II. The record is from RefSeq and is a predicted model, not a curated record.
GAGGAGGAGGAAGAGGAGGAGGAGGAGGGAUGAGGCGCGCGGCGGAGGGGAAAUGGCUGCCGAAAACAAGCCGGAAGGACUGAAGAAAAUAAGAAAUCCAGAGCGAAUGGUCAGGAUUGCUGUUGGUUACACAGGACACACCCCUCCCAAGAGUGAUGACACCGAUGCCAACAAUGAGCCAGGCCAGUUAAAAAUCUACCUUCCUAAGAAGCUGCUGGAGUGUCUACCCAAAUGUUCCUCUCUGCCCAAGGAGCGCCAUCGCUGGAACACCAACGAGGAGAUUGCUGCAUAUCUUAUCACUUUUGAGAAACAUGAUGAGUGGCUGACGACUUCACCCAAAACCAGGCCUCAGAAUGGCUCUAUGAUCCUCUACAACCGAAAAAAGGUGAAGUACAGGAAAGAUGGCUACUGCUGGAAGAAGAGGAAAGACGGGAAGACCACCAGAGAGGAUCAUAUGAAGCUGAAAGUGCAGGGAGUAGAGUGUCUGUAUGGCUGCUACGUCCACUCCUCCAUCAUCCCCACCUUCCAUCGUAGAUGCUAUUGGCUGCUGCAGAACCCAGACAUUGUGCUGGUGCACUACCUGAAUGUACCUGCAGUGGAUGAUAGCGGGAAGCCAUGUGGUCCUGUCCUCUGCUCCAUCAACACAGAUAGGAAGGAGUGGGCCAAGUGGAGCAAGGAGGAGCUCAUUGGACAACUCAAACCCAUGUGUGCUGGAAGCAGCCUGCAUCAGAAAUGUUCCAGUGUCAAGCAGCGCAUCAUCUCAUCCAAGCAGGAGUCAGGUGCAGCAGCAGGAGGGGGAACAACAGUAGGCACCAGCGUAGCAGUGGGCCAGAGAGCUGAGGAAGCAGAUGGCACAGAAGUCCAGAACAGUGAUGUGUCAGAGGGCCAGACAGAGCCUGGUCCUGGUGGGGGCAGGAGCAGAGGAGGUGGAGGAGAAAGGAGGAAUGGGCGGAUAACCAAACCCUCCUUACUCCCACAAAGCAGCAUGGAGGUGUCUUCCUCUACCUCCACCAACCAGGUGGAGGUGCCUGACACCACCCAGAGCUCCCCAUUGUCAAUUACCAGCGACAUGGCUGACAGCCCUGCUCUUGCCAUUGGAGCCAGCUUAUCACAGAGUACCGCUGUGUUUAUGUCUGAGGUCACCACACUGACUGGGGAUUCAGUUUACUCCGCUGGCCACACCCACCUGCUGGCAUCUACCCAUGAGAGUACCACCACUGGCAUUUUGUUAGCUGUUGCCCCUGACAACCAGAGGUUUGCAUCGUUUUCUGGAGGAGUAGGAUUAGGGGAAGGAGGAGAGUUGGUUCUGUCUAGCUCUUUGGACUCUGGGGGAGGAGUUAGUCUUCCUGAGACCACCAUGACCUUUGACCCAGAUUGCUUCCUUAACAAUCCCAAGCAGGGCCAGACAUACGGCGGAGGUGGAGGGAAGACUGAGGGAUGUAAUGGUGAUGAUAGUGGACUCCACCGUUCUUCUAAUGGGUUUGUCUAUAACCCAGCCCUCGUCAACAACAUCAAGACAGAGGCUACACCACUAGAGCAGCCACUGACCACCCAGAGUAGCUAUGUCGGAGAAGGAACUGGUCUCAGCCCCAGUACCACCCUGGAACAGAUGGAUUUCAGCGCUGUCAUGUCAUCAUCCUGUGUCCCAAGUCUGACCCAGGCUGCACACCACUCUUCCCCGAGUCUUUUCCUCCAGGCCUCCCCUCAAACAAGCCAGCCCUCUCAGCUCCAGACCAAUGGUACUAAAUCUACCCAGGAAUCUGGAGAGUCCCAGGCUUGCAUAGGCCUGCCCCCAGUGCCAACAGACUCUCCAGUCACCAAUGGAGACCCACAUACACACCUCCACCAAGCCACCACAGACAAACAGGCCAUGUGUGUGAGGAAUGGACAAGCAUCAGCAGUGGGCUCUUUUCCCCUAGCAACACAGGAUUCUUCUGUGGACCAACCUGGCAACAGGGGGCAUCAAGAAGUUGGAGCCUUAGAUAAACCUAUUGAAAAUGGUGGAGAGUUACUACUCAAGACUGGGGAUCCUCGUGAGACUUAUACAAGUGUUGAGACCGAACAUUACCUCCAGCCCACAGAUGACACUGGAGGGGGAGAGGAGGGUGGUGGGGGUGGUGGUGGAGGAGGAGGGCGAGGACGAGAAAAUGAAAUUCUGUGUAAUGGUGUAAGCUUGUCAGGGGGCAGCAAUUCAGUGGUAGCCAGUCCUCAGUCUAUAGCUGCAGGUGCAAACAUGGAGGGGGCGCUCUAUGGCUCCCCGAUUCCUCAGCAAGGUGGAGGGGUAUCAGCUACAACAGCUGGGACAGGAGCAGCUAUCAGUCUGGAAGGAUUUGAAGCUUCAUUUGGAAGCCAGUUCUCUGAUCUCAUCAAUGAUUUCAUCUCAGUUGAGGGGUCUGGGGGUGGGGUGGGGGCAGCGGUCUCUGGGGUACUAAUGCCCCAGGAAGGGGCAGCAGGAGAGGAGCAGGGUACAGGAGCUGGCCACCUGCAGGGCUCUGAGGUGGAGCAGGGAGCUCUGGGACUGCUGCAGGAGACAGGGAGGCUGUUUGGUGUGACAGACUACUCCCCAGAGUGGUCUUAUCCAGAGGGGGGAGUGAAGGUGUUGAUUACAGGUCCAUGGUUGGAGUCGAGCAGUGAGUACAGCUGUCUCUUCGACCACAUCAGUGUCCCUGCUGCCCUUAUCCAGCCUGGGGUGCUGCGCUGCUACUGCCCAGCCCAUGACACGGGACUGGUGAUGCUGCAGGUGGCCAUGGGUGGUGAGGUCAUCUCCUCCUCUGUGGUGUUUGAAUAUAAGGCACGGGACCUUCCUGCCCUACCAUCGUCUCAGCACGACUGGUUGUCCCUGGAUGAUACCCAGUUCAGGAUGUCCAUCUUGGAGCGUUUGGAGCAGAUGGAGCAGAGGAUGGCUGAAAUAACCAAUCAGAACCCCAGCUCAGAAGCCAUGGCAACCAAGGGUGGAGGAGUGGAGGGGGGAGGAGCUACUGAUCAGCAGUCUCAACUCUCUCCUGAUCAGGGUACAUUUGAGGGUCGUGUUGUGGUGGUGUGUGAGAAGAUGAUGUCUCAGCCCUGCUGGGCUUCUUCGAACCAGCUUGUCCAUAGCAAGAACUCAAGAGGAAUGACCUUGUUGCAUCUGGCUGCAGCUCAGGGCUAUGCAGGGCUCAUCCAGACACUCAUUCGCUGGCGCACAAAGCAUGCUGACAGUAUUGACCUUGAGCUGGAAGUUGAUCCUCUCAACGUUGACCACUUCUCCUGUACGCCAUUGAUGUGGGCAUGUGCUCUGGGGCAUACAGAGGCAGCGUUGGUGCUCUAUCAGUGGGACCCAAGAGCUCUAGCCAUUCCUGAUUCACUGGGACGUCUACCGCUGAACAUUGCCCGAUCCCGGGGCCACACUCGACUGGCUGAGCUCUUGGAGCAGCUGCAACAUAGUCCUCAAACUCAGGGCCAACCUGCAGACACUUGGAUGGACAGAUGGAGAGGAGGGUCACAGACCAGUGGAAUAAGCAAAAGCCCCAGCCCCAAUUCAAACUCAGAGCUGAAGAGAACCAGAGCAGAGACCCAACCAGACAAGCAGAACCAGAGCUGGAGCCAAAAUGGACACAGACACCCACAGGGAAACCAAGGCGAGCAAGGAGGUGCACCCCCAGCAAAGAGACUCAAACCCAGCCCAGAGGGCCAGGAACAGCUUGCUAAUUCAACCCCUGGCACCCUCCCCGUCAAGUCACCCCUUUGCUCUCCUCUGAGUACUAAUCCUCAACAUCCUCUCCUCCCCCAGACCUCACAAACUCAGUCCUCUAACCUUGGCUAUGAGAAUGCACCUCUUGCCAGCUCCAGCCCUAGCCCACCUCAACUCCCCAGUGCCCCAUUCUCCCACCUGCAGGCCAGGAUGGGGGGUUCUGGAAGGGGCACCAGGUGGAGUCUGAGACAGGCUCUUGGGCAACGUAGCCUAGCCAGGAGGAUUCUUGGAAAAGAACGAUUGGCUGUUCAUCUGCGCCAGAGAGUUCUGUGUGACAGGGGAGAGGAGACAGAGCUGCUGACCUAUCAGGAUAACACAGAGGACUUACAGGUGGACAUAAUGCUAGCUGAUCAUAUCAUGGAUACUUCAGCUGGUAGGCUUAAGCAGGCUAUGGACACUGAAACAGAUACUGGGAAGGUGGGGAUCAGCAGUGAUGUAAGGUUACUGUCUGGUUACCUUGAUGAGGUGGAAAGGUUCUUAAAAUCAAAGCCUCAGACUCCUAGCCCCAAACCAAAUGCACUCUCAGGGCUGGAGGAACAGCAGAGUCCUCAUGCUAACCAAGCCCCAUCCUCCCCCUUUAAGUGGAGCUCCUUCCUCUGUGCAGCUAUGAAAGGAGAGAGGUUAAAAACAAACUCCUCCUGUCUAGCCAUGACUGAGGCAGAGCAACGAGAGCUAUAUGAAACCAUCAGGCAUGUUCUGCAUUCCCUCAGAAAAAAACAAGGCAAUCUGACAAGCUGCUACUGUCAUUUUUACCAGGGUCCCAUUCAGGAGCAACACAAAAAGAUUGCAACAGUGAUUCAACGCUGCUAUAAACGAUACAAGCAGUAUGCACUUUAUAAGAGGAUGACCUUAGCAGCCAUCCUGAUCCAGAGUCGUUUCCGAAGUUUCCACGAACAGAGGAAGUUCCAGCAGAGUCGUAGGGCAGCGGUCCUCAUCCAGCAAUACUACCGCUCCUACAGGCACUCCCUCAGCAGCCUCCUAACUAAAAAACAGAAUCAGGCUGCUCGCAAGAUCCUGAGGUUCCUGCUCCGCUGCCGCCACAGCCCCUUGAUGGACCAUAGGCCUCUGAAACAGGGCCAGAGAGCAGAGAAAGGCCAGGGGUCCUGAGAGCCCACCGCCAGGCCCCGCACACAGCACCCUCAGCCUGUGAGCAAUCUACAAACCCUCCCCCUUCCAUCUUCUCCUCGCCUCCACUCUCCCCAAACUUUCUCUCUUUCCCAUUUCCCAAGUAUCUGUUCCUGCCCUCUUCUUUCCUCCUCCUCCUCCUCCUCCUAUCUCUCUCACCCUCCCUGCCCUCUUAUCUCAAGAGGGGGAAAAAACUCUUCCCAGACAGACUGAGGACAGGAUAGGUGUCCAUCAUGGCAGCUCAGACAGACAGACUGCUGGGCAGAGCCCAGGGACCUGGCUCUGUCCACAGCACUGAUCCUCCUCCACAGUUUCACUGGGAGGCCAUCACAUUAACCUCAUGGCAUUCUUUGCACUCUUCAUGGGUAUGUUUCUUUGCAAGAGCAAGUCGACGAGUCAGUGGAGAGAAUGAAAGGAAGCGCCUGAUGACAACACCCUGCUGUUCGAAGCAGCAGCUGGAUGUGCUGAAAGGCUCUAGAGAAGAACAGCUGGCUCAAAAGAAAUGUUACUUUGACUUGCAGAAAAUAAGCAAAACUUAUUGUGUUUUGUAUCCAAGCAGAAAUCCAUGAAAGAAUAAGAAAACAUAAACCAAAAAACUCACUUCUAUGUUGCAUUUGCAUGCAAGGUUUUUUCGCUUAUUCCUCCUCUCCAUCAUUCUGCAGAGCUACAGUGGCAAAUCAUUCUGCUGAUUAAGUAUUUCACGAAAUCAUGACUCACAGGCUUACAAACCUGCUAAACAGUCACCCAAUCAAAAGGGGAGGAACUGCACUUGAAUGUAAGAGGGGCAUUGUUAGAUAAGGGGAAGUGGUCUGAACAACGAUGUCUUAAUUUGUUACAUGGACUUUGUAUGGAGUCGUUCUUAGAGGCAGCAUUUUGCUUGCCUGUGGUGUGUCCGUGUUUGUUCAAUUCAAUGCAUGUGUUUGAGCUAUGAGCUCCUGCAUGCUUGCCAAACUGCUUUAGUGUUGUUUCUUUUGUAUUUCUAUGUGUAACUGUGUCUCACUUAUGUCUUCAUCAACUUAUCCUUGCCCUGUGUAAUGUGAACUGUGUAAGGACAAAUGACUUAUUUUGGGUGCUUUUUUUAAAUUCAUUUAUUUAAGGGUCUAAAUAUUUCUUUUGACUGGCUCAAGAGCGGUUUAGCUUGAGACAAGUUUUGCCCCCGUGUGAUAAACUAUGACAUGUUCCAAUGGUUAAAUGUCUCUGUUAGUUUGUUCUGCGUAAACCUCUAAAUCCUAACUGUGGUUUUGAGGAGAGAGUCACAUACCAUUGCCUUGACUUCUUCUUGACUCUGAGAGGUCUCUAUGCUUGCUCUGUACAGGACAUGGGUCCUAAACCUGCCCCUAUAUAGGGCAUUGGUCCCCAUAGUAGCCCAUAUGGGCGAUCAAAUCCGUAUUUUGGACUAUUGCAUAUUUCUGUAUAUAAACUGACGAGGUAAAGGGAUACGAGGACCCUGUAACUUUUUCAUAAGAGGACUGUAUUUAAGAUUAUAAAUUAUUUUACUCCCAUAAUGAGAACUUUAGACAGAAACCUGGGUACACAGGACGGCUGUAUUGCUUGUAAAUAAUGUAGAUACAAACGGAGUAAUGUGCAUGAGAUUUAAGACAAAGAAACAGCAAAAAGAUCAUGUUAGUGGCUAUGGACUGUGAGAGGAUUUUAACUUCUUCACUUUAAGAGUAUCCAAUAUAAGUGUUACUGAAAAGAACAUUUUGUUAAAGCAUGCAACUGAAAAAUCUAAUGUUAGAAUUAUAAGUGGGAAAACAAAGUUAGCUGAAACCGAUCUUUCCGACAAAACAUUUACACUUUGUGCUUUUGUUUCUUGGCUAGCAAAAAUUAAACCCUUUUUGCCAGUAGUGCCAAUUAUUAUGAAUGCUAUUUUGCCUAACAAUACAGUAUGUUAUGUUGGGAAACCAUUACCCAGAAGAUAACAGUUAGAUUCACAGAGGCAGCACGCACAGACGAUAAACAGUAGAAAAGAUCUAGUAGUAGCUCAGCCGUAGACCUGCAAGUUCUGAAGUUUGUCCAAGGCAGACUUACUCAACGAUGAUGAUGCUGAUGAUGCAAGUAUGAAAAUGAUGCUGAGGGUGGUGUUGACUAUGGUUUUCAAAUGUGAAUGCAAUGACUGAUCACCCAAAAUGGAAGAGGGUGCUACAUUCUUUACAAUGUGGUUAUGCUUCAGCAACAUACAAGUUUUUUAUCAAGACCAUCAAUCCUACCCACCGUAGGAUCCAGCCUGGCCUCCAGUCAAAGCUUCCCAUCCUUUAGCAGAAUGUCUCCCACAUUAAACAUUUCAUUUGAUUGGUUUUCCUCUUUCUCCUCAUUGUCACUGCCAUAAUUAUAUGACAUGUAUAUUAGACUUCUGGAAAGCUCUGUUUAGAAAGUGCCUGCACAACAACAGAAAACUGAUAUCAGGAAAUAUCUAUUGUAUGUCCUCCAAAGGGUUCCCAGUUACCUCUUUAUUUUCCCAAAUUGUGUGUUAAAAAUUUACUUGAUGGUGUUAAAACUUGAUCUGAAUUUAAGCUAGAAGCUCUAAUUUGUCUAGUAUGAAUGGCGUGAUUGAUGCUACAUGUUGCUUUGGAACAAACAGAAAUGACAGUAUCACUGUACGCCCCUAUGUUUGUGUGCAUUUUUGCAGUAUCAUGGGAAGAAAACCAUUAAAUACUGCUUCUGUGCAUGAGAGGAACUAUUACAAGUUGUGUCACAGUUGGGAGGAUGUUGUGUUUUCCUCCCUCACGUUUUCUUUUUACCCCCAGAAGCUAAUUUAGCAGCAAACGCAUAACUAGUUUUUAGCAGACUGAAUAACUUUCACAAACACUUUAUUUCUUUAUCUCUGUCUGUCUCUCAUGUUCUCAAACUGAUGUGAUCAUACAUGUGAACACAUGCAUACACUGUCGAACACAAAUGUACACAUUCUAGCUUACACACACAAACACAAAUGGCUAAACUUUUUCUCUCGUGUGCUUAUAUCUUUGGGAACAAUUAAAUUUCUCCCUUAGAUUUUACUCAGGGUUGAAGAACAGGGAGAUGCUAUGUGGAGUGUAAUGACUGCUGGCACAAAGGUGUACCACAACUGGUGACUGUGUACAUUUGGGUGUGGAUAUGUGUGUGUGCAUAGCUAGGGAUAUUCCAGUUGUCCAUUCAUUCUUACCAACAAAUUACAAUCUACUGUAGCACGCUCUUUCUAGACUUAUUUAAUGAGCCAACUAAUCUUAGUCUUGGAUGAAUUUUUCUACAAGAAAAAUAACCCUCUGAACCCCUUAUUUUAUAGAUUUUUGCUUGAAUAUAAAUUAAAUUAAAAUAAGUAAUAAGAAAAUAUAUUUAUACAAUUGCUCUUGUCUUGAAUACACAAAAUUCUUAAUAUGGGCAAUUUUUAAAAUCAUGCAAAAAUAGCUAACAGAUCUCCAUCAUCUUGAAAAACUUGAAAUGAUUAAAAUAUAGACUGAAAGAAUGUGUCCACUAUGUUUUCUGAAUACUCAUCAUACCGAGAGACAGCCAUGGUUAGGACAGAGUCGUCAAAAACAUUUACACAAUACCACUUAAACUGCCCCUCCUCUCACAUCAGCACAACUAAAAACAUUUAGUUGAACUCUUUUACAUAUCAUAUACACACAGGCACAUAAAUUAAAUGUUUGGACUUAUCAACUCACACAAUACGCACAGACUACCAACACAUACUGCAGAAAAUCGAUCAAUAUGUUCAUGUUUUGGAGAAGAGGAUGACUGUAAAAUAAAAGAGUAUGUAGUGUAGAAAAGGUCAAAUAAAAAAGAAAAAAGAAAUGAUUCCAUAUUAGACAGCUGACAUGUGCAGAGAUGGACUGCUCUCAUAAGUCCGCCUAGACAUGAAUGGUAUAACCUUUCAGGCCUUGUUUCAAGAGGGCGUGGCCAAACACCACAUUGCAUGCUAGAAUGGUAGACCCUUUUAGAUACUCUAUGGCUAGACCUCUCCUUGCCUUCCUCCUCUUUCACCCUGUCUUCCCUUUCUCUCUCAUUUCCUGCUGUACUCCCACCCUGCCUGCUGUUGUGUUCUCCAUGCCUAUCUCAGUCUCCCAUUUCUCCUUUUUUUGUGGCCUAGUUUUACUUUUUUGUUCCUUUGUUUUGUUUUACAAACAUGCAUGCACAAGCAUCACUAACUUGUUGAUGUUUUUAAAAGAAUAUUUUGUUGCUGAGGCCAUGCAAAGUGUUUUCAAUAUUGCCCUUAUAUGUGGAAUAUGUCUUCUGAAUGCUUUACAUAAUUUCUGCUGUAAAAUGAAAUCAGAAUAAAGAGAAAAUUUGCACUUUAAA